AUGUAUCUACCACGCGACCUCAUCACGAAGCUCUACAUCCACCUCCAGAACACACGACACCCGCUUUCGCCGCCAGUCCUCAUCCUGACAGCCCUCGAGCCUGACUCCCUGUGUGCCUGCCGCAUACUCACUCGCCUGCUCAAGCAUGACUACAUCCCGCACAAGAUACAUCCUGUCGCCGGCUAUGCGGACCUCGCUCGUGCCGGGCAGGAGCUCGUAGGCCCCAUGAGGGAAACAAAAGGUGGCAGCGGCGGAGUAGUCGUGUGCCUCGGCGUGGGCGGCAUGAUUGAUCUGGGAACCUCGCUUGGUUUUGAGUCUGAAGACGAGCCAUUGGACUUUGGCGGUGUGGAAGUCUGGGUCAUUGACUCCAGGCGGCCGUGGGAUCUGCACAAUGUCUUCGGAGGCUACACGCCAGAGCCCGAGGUGGAAGGCUCAUCCGCUCUGCAGACUCGCGCACCCGAUGGCGUCGUGGGAGGAUGUAUCGGACGGUCUUACAAGCCUGGUCGGGGGGGCAUCAUCGUAUUCGAUGACGGGGAUAUACAGGAGAGUCUCAACGCUGAGCGGGAUGCGUACCUCGCGCUUCUCGACAUGCCAGAGAUCGAAGGUGAUGAUGAAGGGGCCUUUGAUGACGAUACCGAAGGAGAAGAAGAAGAUGAUGACGAAGAAGCCGAGAAGGAUGUAGUCAAGCCAUUGCCGGGGCAGAAACGGAAGUCAUGGUCAGAUCGCGACGAGAGCAGUGACGAGGAUGAUGACCGGCCCAGACAACGAAGGAGAAGUAAUUCUUCAACCCCCAUUCCUGAACCAGCCCGCAGGCCACCGCAAAGGGGGCUCAUUCACCUUCAGGAGCCGGCCACUGCUCUGUCUGGAGAUGCCGAGGAGACACCAUCUGCCGCACAGCCGCCUCGGGGUCCAUCAGCGCGGGCGUUGCGGAGAAGGUUACAGCGCAUGCGCAUAACGAACCGGACAAUCCUCGAAAAGUACUACCGGAUGGGAGCCUCGUACUCGGAGCCGGUCAGUGCGAUGAUGUAUUGGCUCGCAUCCGAGCUCGGCCGAGAAGACAAUGAUCUGCUCUGGCUGACCAUUGUGGGAGUGACCUCGACGGAGUUGUACGGUCGAUCAUCGGCGGGCCUCGCUAUCUCGAGCCGCAGCUCGGAUUCUCGAGUCGCCAAUGGCUGGAUGGGUGUUCGUGGCAGUCGGAUGAGACAGCUCUUACGAGACGAAGUACGACGACUAAAUCCUCCAGAGAUCGGCUCCGGGGCGGGCAAAGUGAUGUCAUCUGCGGAGAGUGCUGGAAUAAUACCAACCACCGGACGCAGCCCAGAAGACACCAGCAUUCGGCUAUCUCCUGAGCCAAAGUUUCUCCUCAUACGGCAUUGGAGUCUUUACGACAGCAUGCUCCACUCCCCAUAUCUCUUCUCGCGUUUGCGCAUAUGGAGUGAUAGCGGCAUGAAGCGCCUUCACAAACUUCUCGCAAAGAUGGGAGUCAGUCUUGUCCAGUGCAAACAGAGCUAUACACAUAUGGAUAUGGUACUGAAGAAGGAACUGCGGACAAAACUACUCAAAUAUGCUUCGCUGUAUAACCUCGACGACAUGGUACCAGCCGCAGAGACGGAUGCUAGGGACAGAGGCGGCGCCAAAGAUGGCUGGGGUUUCGUGCGGAGCUGGGGAUGGAGAGCCACGCUGAGCGCGCAGGACGUUGGCGUUGUGAUCGGCGCUCUACUCGAAGUGGGCAAAUCGCCAGCCACGAUUGUCGAGGAUGGCAGGAUAAGAUCGGUUCCAACUCAGGAGGAUGAAGAAGACUCGAGCGCAGCCGAGUCGGAAGAAUGGGUCAGCCGUUUCUGGGAGGCAUAUGAUGCCCUCGAAGAUAUCGACUCUUUGAAAGCUGGCCUUCCGACUGCCCAAUAUCUCCACCGCGCCAUAUUCCGCACCGGUACCUCUCUUAUCGGCAAGCGGCAAAUCAAGCACUUGCACGCAUUUCGCAUGUGUGUCAUCAAAGAUGGCCCUGACGUGCCCCUCUUCACCCACCCAGCAGCGCUCACCAAGCUUGCACUCUGGAUUGGCGAGGCCCUUGCGGAACAAGAGAAGGAUGCUGCAGGCAAGCUGGCUCAUGGUGGGCGCGGAACACCCCUCGUGGUCGCCAGCCUGAACGAGAAGCGUGGCGUGUACGUGGUCGUCGGCACCGGCGGUGGCGGUGGUCCAGAUACGAGCUUCCUUGACCGGGAAGUCCAGAAGGAGAAGCGUGCCGCCAAGGAGGCCAGAGCCAAAGAACGCGAGCUCCGGCGCAAGAACAAGGAGAAGAUCAAGGAGGAGGAGCGGGCUGCCAGGCGCGCAGCUGGCCAUGACGAAGAUGAUGAGGAUGAGGACGACACAGAGUCUGAAGGUAGCGACUCGGAAUCGGACUCUGACGAAGACGACGACGAUAUGGAGGCGCGGAGCCGUCGCGGGUACGGCAUGAACAAGUUUGGCGUGGCGUUCCAGGACGUCACCGCCGAGACGGGCGCGCGGGUGCGCAUUGACAGCUUUGAGCACUGCGUCGUCGAGGUGCGCAAGGAGGACCUGAGCGGAUUCCUCGAGAGUCUGAGCAUGAAGGCCGUCGUUGGGUAG
Molecule: messenger RNA, 2604 nt
Organism: Microdochium trichocladiopsis
Lineage: Eukaryota; Fungi; Ascomycota; Sordariomycetes; Xylariales; Microdochiaceae
Product: CDC45 family
Exons: 3
Coding region: 1-2604 (867 amino acids)
Biological process (GO): DNA replication initiation; mitotic DNA replication preinitiation complex assembly; double-strand break repair via break-induced replication
Cellular component (GO): DNA replication preinitiation complex
Molecular function (GO): single-stranded DNA binding; DNA replication origin binding; chromatin binding
Source: RefSeq, a predicted model, not a curated record